This is a messenger RNA of Momordica charantia (bitter melon), 1195 nucleotides long. RefSeq names its product putative BOI-related E3 ubiquitin-protein ligase 2. Gene Ontology annotation, molecular function: ubiquitin-protein transferase activity. The record is from RefSeq and is a predicted model, not a curated record. NCBI's taxonomy places the organism in Eukaryota, Viridiplantae, Streptophyta, Magnoliopsida, Cucurbitales, Cucurbitaceae.
AUAUAUAUAUAGAGCAUAGCAGGGCCGCUUUCUUUUGUUAUCUUCACUGGGAACAAUAUAAUUCACCGUACUCUGAGAAACUCAUAAGAAGCAGCAGCAUAUCACGAAAAAGCUAGAGAGAGGAUUCUUGAUUCUGGUUCCGUUUUGAUGCAGCAGAGCUAGAGCAGGGAACAAAUUAAACUGUUGCUUUGAAGAAGCAAUCGCAUUUGCGUUUCUGUUCUGGAAGCGGAAGGGCCUGGGCCUGAUUUUUGCCGUUUUCCUUUCUGUUUCUGUUUCGAGACAUCAAUGGCCAUUCAAUUGCAGUUGCAGCGGCGGAAUUUUGGCCUUCCCUUCGAUUCUCCUGCUCAGCUUCAUCAAUUUCGCCCUAAUAUUCUUCAAUCGGGAGAGCACAAUCUUCUUUGUCGAUCUGAUCAUUCUCACGCCGCCUCUCUCAUGGCGGAAAUGCCGACGGACCACAUGGAUCGGUUCAUCCGAUUGCAGAGUGAAAGAUUCAGGUUACUCCUGCAACAGAAAAGAAACCAGCAAAUCGGAGUGUUGCUGAACCAGAUCGAGACCAGAACGCGCGUCCUGUUUCAGCAGAAGGACGAAGAGAUCGCGAGAGCGAACAAUAGAAGAAUCGAGCUGGAGCAAUUCCUGACGAGAUUACAGAUGGAGAAUCAAGAACGGCAGAGAGCCGUACAAGAAAAUCAAGCCGUAGUCGCGUCGCUCAGCCACGCGCUCGAGCAAAUCAGAGAGAGGAUUUCGUCUGGCGCCAACGACGACGCCGAGUCUAACAACAACGUAGGCGGAGAAGACGACGCCAUUGAUCGCGGAAAGAAGAGGAUGAUUUGCCGAAUCUGCAACUCUCGGAUUUCGUGCGUUCUGUUCUUGCCUUGCAGGCACCUCUGUUCGUGUAAGCCAUGCGAGAGCGGUCUCGAUUUCUGCCCCGUCUGCAACGCGACGAAGAAGGCCAGCAUAGAGGCUGUGAUUUUCUAGGCAAAUUUUCCGGGAAAAAGGUGGAGUUGAAGAUGGACGAUGAACAGAAACCGUGUCAAUUUCAAAGCUCGCUUUUGGUUAGAUUUUGGAAUUAUAUCCGUUUCUUUUUCUUUUUUCUUUUCUGAUCUUUGAUUGAAGCUGUAAUUGGAGGCAAAAAAAAAAUCCAAAAUCAAACUAAUACAGAAAAGCUAGACAGAAAGCAUCCAAUAACUUUGCUGGA